AUGGGAGAAAAUGCGGGUUUGAUUCUAGAGGCAAAAUCGGAGAUCGUCUCUGAUUAUUCCCCUUUCGAUUACUUGCCGGAGGACUGUAUCUCUAAGAUAAUCUCCUUCACGAGUCCACGGGACGCCUGCGUCGUCGCGUCGGUUUCGAAAACCUUUGAAUCGGCGGCCAAGUCAGAUAUUGUAUGGGAUAAGUUUGUUCCGCCGGAAUAUGCGUCUCUGGUUCCUCGAUCGCGAGUUUUCUCAUCGAAGAAGGAGCUCUAUUUCGCUUUAUGCGACGAUCCUGUUCUAAUCGACGAUGGCAAAAAGAGCUUCUGGUUAGAGAAAGCGAGUGGGAAGAGGUGUAUCAUGGUAUCAGCGAUGACUCUCUCGAUCACAUGGGGAGAUAAUCCUCAGUAUUGGCAAUGGAUUCCAUGUCCUGAAGCUAGAUUCGAAAGAGUUGCUGAACUUAUCGCUGUAUGUUGGUUCGAGAUCCGUGGCAGGACAAAUACAGUCCUAUCUCCAAGAACUUUUUACUCGGCUUACAUUGUGUUCAAGAAAACGGAACAGUGUAAUGGCUUUGAGGAUGUGGGCAUAGAAGCUGUAGUUGGAGUGACAGCCUCUAGAAGAAGACUCGUAUGCUUUGAUACGGCUAUGGAUGAGCAGCUUCCAAUAAGAAGGAGGCAAAGAAGGAGGAACAUAGUGAAACCAGAGGAGAGGGAAGAUGGUUGGAUGGAGGUAGAGCUUGGGGAGUUUUUCAAUGUAGGAGGAGGAUUGUCUAGUGAUGAAAUUGAGAUGAGUGCUUUACAGACUAAGUUGCUGCAUUGGAAGAGUGGCUUGAUCAUCCAAGGAAUUGAAUUCCGUCCAACCAAAAGCCAGUAAAGUGAUGCACUUGUUUUUACUUGAUUUUACCGCUGAUCGAUUGAGUGAAGAGGUAAGUUCCGAUGUUUCCAUGUUGGUAUAUGUAAACCGGUUUUCUGCAGUGGAAGAACGGCUUGAUGAUUCUAGUUAUGAUUUGGUAUGAGUCUAAUGUCUAAGUAAAGUUAAAAACGUUGUUGUAUAAAAUCGUGGAAAAUAAUCUUGUAGCAUGAGCGACCUGUAAAAAGCUGGUAAAAGCGAUAUGACAUCAUGGAAGAUCGUUUGGGAGGAUUCU
Molecule: messenger RNA, 1129 nt
Organism: Eutrema salsugineum
Lineage: Eukaryota; Viridiplantae; Streptophyta; Magnoliopsida; Brassicales; Brassicaceae
Product: F-box protein PP2-B10
Molecular function (GO): protein binding
Source: RefSeq, a predicted model, not a curated record